Sebastes umbrosus (honeycomb rockfish) is the source of this 2959-nucleotide messenger RNA. RefSeq names its product synaptophysin-like 1 (gene sypl1). Lineage: Eukaryota; Metazoa; Chordata; Actinopteri; Perciformes; Sebastidae. The record is from RefSeq and is a predicted model, not a curated record. Gene Ontology annotation, cellular component: synaptic vesicle; synaptic vesicle membrane. Bases 123 to 845 code for a protein of 240 amino acids. The transcript is spliced from 5 exons.
CGUCGGCAGUAAAACCACGUCAUUGUGUCAAACAACUCCCCUUUUUUUUCCUCCCUGUUGGACCAACAUCCAUAGUUUAUGAACAACUGGAGAAAGAGUUUUUUGGAUCAGAAGAGCAAAUCAUGAUGACCGGAUUUCGGCUGAACUUGUCGCCUCUAAAGGAGCCUCUGGGCUUCGUCAAGCUGGUGGAGUGGCUCACGGCCAUAUUUGCUUUUGGAUGCUGCAGCGGAUACUCGGGGAAGAACAUCAUAUCUCUCUUCUGCGGCGAUGGCACCAAUGAAACUCUCAAUGCCAACUUCCACUACCCGUUUAGGUUGGCCCAGGUCCCGCUCGUCGACGGGAACGCCACUCUUUGUAACCGCUCCGUCACAACGACACACAUGGUGGGGGACUCGGCCUCCGCGUCCGAGUUCUUUGUCGGCAUCGCCGUCGUCUGCUUCCUGUACAGCAUGGUGGCUCUGUUGGUGUAUUUAGGCUACAUGCACGUCUACAAGGACUCCGACUUUGGACCCAUUUUUGACUUUGUGAUCACAGCGAUCCUGGUCUUUCUGUGGCUGGUGUGUUCGUCCGCCUGGGCAAAGGGCCUGCAGAAUGUGAAGGACGCCACGGGCACUGAAGGCAUCGGCCGCACGCUGGCGCUCUGCAAGGGGAGCAACGUCACCUGCGAGGUCACAGAGUUCGCCAGCAUGCGGACCCUCAACAUCUCUGUGGUGUUUGGCUACCUCAACAUGUUCGUGUGGGCGGGCAACGCCUGGUUCGUGUACAAGGAGACCCGUUGGCACUCCAAGAAAUUCUCCACUUCUCAGCCCGGACCUGGAAGGCAACAGGUCCCCGCACCCAUCUAACACGCAAUACGAUAUAAAGCAACGCCGUCCCAUACAUGUACACACUACAUAUAGAACAAUUGAACACAUGCACACUGCAUGUACAUGUAUGUGUAACCCACAUGUGCAAGAAGACAUUAUUACACACACAAAAUAGCUCUGUGAAUAUGAAAAAAAUGAAGGAUAAAUUGAUAUACGGUCAAUUUAAAAUUAGGAUUUGGACCUUAUCAACACAAUAGCAGCUGUGUAGGAAGUACAAAGAGCUGAAUUGGCAUUUUGUAACCCAAAAUGUCAUAUCAUUCCUCGCACAUUUAUGGCAUACUUGACCUGAGAACAGUUCUAAAAGCAAUGUUAAUUUCCCAAAAGAUUUCCCUCUGAAGGCCUAAGCACCCCUGCAGCAGUGGGAGGCUGAAGACUUAAGGUUUCAUGUGUAGAUUAGCCCUUGAUAUUUUUUAUUUCGUAUACUAUAGCAACACCAAUGCAAUUAGUAUGUCCAAAACUUUGAAACGUGCCUUUUUACAAUAAUUCCUACAUGGUUUCUUGUGCUUUCGUAAGCAGAUACAUGCACAGACAAUGACCAAAUGUGUUCCUGCUUUAAACUUUAUAGCAGCUUUAAGGCUUGUGAGUCUAGGAAGAGAGGCGUCCUUACUUCUUCUCUGGUCCAAUUUUAGGACAAUGACUGAAUUUAUUAUGCUUUAUUAUAUACUGAUGAACGUAAGGUACUUUGAUCUCUUUGUCUAUGACAUAAAACCUACCACAAGUUUUCAUUUUUGAACAUCUGCCGCUAUAAGGAUAAUGUGAUCAAGGUUUUCAGGGUAGCAGAGAGUGUAAUUCAUUCAUUCAUUGUAAUUUAUUGACCUACAGUAUAUUGCAAACAUUUGAUAUUGGCCUUGAAAUUGCUAUGCAUUUGCAUCUGUGUUAAAUAUGUUGACUUUUUUCACAUUUUGUAUAUUUUUUUUUUAGAUUCAAAGCACUUUGUGUAUCUAGAAAGUGACUCACUCACAUAUUCAUUCAUUCUUUCAUUCAUAGGCUCUCUCACAGUUUGCCCAUGCGCCCUCUUGUGGUGGCGUAUUGAAAUGUUUGCACAAAACUAAAAUAGGAUUAUUAAUUUACAAUUUACAUUUUAGUGUAGAGGUGUCCUCUUUUCACGAAGCACAAGGAUGAGGUGAAUCCAUAUAGAAGUCUUUAUUCUUCAGUGAUUUUCCUCAGUAAGGUAAAUAUGUGUGGACAAGGAGUUUGAUAUAUUAAACCUUAAGACAUUUCCGACAUGGACUGUGUAAAACGGCCUCCAACCUAAAUAUCAGGAAAGUAGUUUGUGCAUUCAGUGUAUGAUGUUCUUAUCACAGCAUGCACAGUGCACUCACAUGGUGAUUAGCAUGCUUUUAUGAUGUACCGUGAGAGUGUAAAUCCAUAAAGAGCACUUGAUUGGAAGUUGGCUACUUGAUUAGUUCAGGAAAAUGUUGCUGCGCGAGUGCAGCCAAAGUCUGAAAUCUACCAGUGCCUUUGACUUAUUUAGUCUCAACUAAGGUACCAGAUGAAGCUUAAAUCCUUCCUUGUUGUUGUCAUUAUAAUUUUGAAUGUAGUCUAGUGACUUUUUUAUUUUCAUUCAUCACCUUUUUUGCAUCACCGUUCAACUCUGCCAAAGCACUAUUUUUUCCCCUGCUUAUUCCAUAUCUCCAUGUGAUGUUAAAUCAGUUAUUUUAUUUGUUUUUUGAUUGUCUAGUUUUUAUAAAUCCUUCAUGAGACACCAAAACAGUGAGCUGGUGUUGUGUUUUAUACACUUUUAUUGUCUUAUUGUUUUCAGCAUAUUUAGAUGAUUAUUUGAAGGACUUUCUGAUUUUUUUUUUUUUUUUUUGUCUAUUGCCUUUUGAUAUCGUAAAAAAUGUAAGUGGGACGAUGUCAAUUCAUUUAACGUUGUCGUUCAGGCAAAGUGAAAUGAAUGCGUGUGUGUGUGUGGUGUACUGGUUAUGCCUCUGCGCUCUUGUAAUCAUCAUCCUGCCAGCUAUAGCUUUGUCAAUGAUUCCUAUGCAUUUUAACCUGUCUUAUUCAAGAGAGACACACAUUCACUCUGUGACAUGCACAAUUUCAAUGUACCUUUGUUUUUUCAAUAAAAAUGAAUGAUUUUUUUUCAAUAA